This is a messenger RNA of Coccinella septempunctata (seven-spotted ladybird), 987 nucleotides long. RefSeq lists its product as uncharacterized. The transcript is spliced from 2 exons. Gene Ontology annotation, molecular function: odorant binding. NCBI's taxonomy places the organism in Eukaryota, Metazoa, Arthropoda, Insecta, Coleoptera, Coccinellidae. Bases 99 to 548 code for a protein of 149 amino acids. The record is from RefSeq and is a predicted model, not a curated record.
CAAGGUUUGUAGAAAACUGAAAUCAAAUAAUUACAAUCUCAUAAUUCAUCAUUGUGUGUUGACUUAUAUUUGCGUUGACUUCAUCAACAUUCAUCGAAAUGCUACCACAAAAAUGUUUGAUUAUGAUGGCCAGUUUGGCUAUCGCGUUUGCAGCACCAUCAGAUUCAAGUGAAACAUCUGCGGAGAACAACCACAGAAUAGCGAAGGAGUGCUUGACCAAAUAUACCCUCACUAGCGAAACCAUCUCUGAAUUUCACCAAAACCCAGAAGAUCCGCCAAAGAUGAUGCUAUGCUACAUGAAAUGCUUCCUAGAACGCAAAGGACUGCUCGAUGAGCAAGGUAACAUAAAUUUGGACUAUAAGAGUAAUGAAGACGAUGAAGAAGAGUAUUCGGACGAAAGUUCAAGUUCUGAGGAAUAUGUAGCUAUUGGCCAAUCUGCUGAAGAUGACCUUAGUUGUUUGAAGCAUCUGGAACCUAUAAAAACUUGCAGCGAUAUGAAACGAGUAUUGAAGUGUUUGCCGAAUGUAAGAUACUCUGGAAACAAAUGAGAAGAAGAAGAUGAAUGAGUUGUUGAAUGAUUAAACAGAAUAGGAAACUAUUACUCCAAUUCUCUUACUUGUUUUUAAUUUUUCUAAUAGAAAUCAUUUAUACAAUUUAAAUUUCAAAUAGCUAAUGUAUAUAAAUAUUCUAUUAAUAAAGAGCAUAACAAUUUUUGAAAAUCAAUCAAUAAUUAUAGCAUGUGUGUGAGAAACAUGAAAUAAUAAGAAAACAAAAGCAUAAAAAGUGCAAUAACACAGAUAUAAGUUGAAAAGAAGAGGUGCUAAAAAUGCUUCUUGUGGAAGACUGCUAUUCAAUGUUUUGAAAUUACUACUACUAUGAUCAACAAAAACACGAAAUCUGACAGCAUGUUCUUUAGCAAGCCAACCAUCUUUCCUCACUUAAGAUGUGUAUAAAGUCCAAACUUCUAUACUGUUUAACACUGAAAAA